Molecule: messenger RNA, 2881 nt
Organism: Ziziphus jujuba (common jujube)
Lineage: Eukaryota; Viridiplantae; Streptophyta; Magnoliopsida; Rosales; Rhamnaceae
Product: protein FAR1-RELATED SEQUENCE 4
Exons: 4
Coding region: 291-2669 (792 amino acids)
Biological process (GO): regulation of DNA-templated transcription
Molecular function (GO): zinc ion binding
Source: RefSeq, a predicted model, not a curated record
AUAAAUUUUCAUCAAAAGAUAAUAAUAAUAAUAAAAAGAAAAAUAAAAACGCAGAAAGGGGAAAAUGGCGCAACUCUGAAAGAGCCAGGCAAAGUGUGCGUUGGCUCCUCUUAGAAGCUGAGAGAACGACUCUGAUAAAACUUCCGGCGGUGGGUCCGGCCACAAGUUUGGAAGCAGUGUUGGAUCGGUGGAAUAGUGUUUCUAUUCAGUUUCCAAGGACACCUUGGUAAUGGGAUCAGCGAGACUAAAGUUUAUUUUCUUUCCAUGGGAGGAGAUUCUGUACAACAUUUAUGGAACAUAUGAAAAACUUUAGACCCAUUAUCAGCAGUGUUGGAGGUGAAGUGCAUGGUGGAUGUGCAGUGGAUUUGAAUUUUCCCACGACAGGAAUGGAUUCUAAUGUCAUCAUGGGAAAUCCUAUUCUAGAGCCUCAUGAUGACAUGGAGUUCGAAUCUCAUGAAGCUGCAUAUUCAUUUUACAAAGACUAUGCCAAGUCCGUGGGAUUUGGCACUGCUAAGUUGAGCAGCCGUCGGUCUAGGGCUUCUAGGGAAUUUAUUGAUGCAAAAUUUUCUUGCAUAAGAUAUGGAAAUAAGCAACAGUCUGAUGAUGCUAUUAAUCCACGUCCUUCUCCUAAAAUUGGUUGUAAAGCAAGCAUGCAUGUUAAGAGAAAGCCAAAUGGAAAGUGGUAUGUUUAUAGUUUCAUAAAGGAGCACAAUCAUGAGCUAUUACCAGCUCAGGCCCAUUUUUUCCGUAGCCAUAGAAAUUCAGAUCCACUUAAGAAUGAUGUUAGGAUACGUAGAAGGAAAAAUUUAGCUGCAGUAUCCAAGCUGUUCGGCGCAUACCAAAAUGUCGAUUGCUUGGAAGGUUAUUUGAGAAAUCAGCAUGAUAAAGGGCGGAGUUUGGUUUUAGAAGCAGGGGAUGCUCAAUUUCUCCUUGCACAUCUUAUGCAGAUGCAGGAAGAGAAUCCAAAAUUCUUCUAUGCAGUUGAUCUUAAUGAAGAACAUCGGUUGAGAAAUGUGUUCUGGAUUGAUGCCAAAGGAAUGGAAGAUUAUUGUAACUUUGGUGAUGUGAUUUCUUUCGACACCUCAUAUUUCUCCAACAAGUUUAAAAUACCCUUGGUACUUUUUAUUGGAGUGAACCAUCAUGUUCAACCUACAUUACUUGGCUGUGCACUGAUUGCAGAUGAGACAGUUUAUACUUUUGUGUGGUUGAUGCAAACAUGGUUUAUAGCAAUGGGGGAACAGGCUCCUAGAGUAAUACUCACUGACCAGAACAAUGCCAUCAAAGCAGCUAUUGCAGCUGUUUUUCCAGGCACACGUCAUUGCUUUUGUUUGUGGCAUAUAAUGGAGAAAAUACCCAGGCAGCUCGAGUUUUUGAGCAUGUGGCAUGAUAAUUUUAUGGAAAAGUUUAAUAAAUGUAUUUUCAAGUCGUGGUCAGAAGAACAAUUUGAAAAGAGAUGGUGGAAACUGGUUGAUAGAUUCAAUCUUAGACAGGUUGAAUGGAUUCAGUCCUUGUAUGCAGAUCGUAUACAUUGGGUGCCUACUUUCAUGAGGGAUAUCUCCUUUGCUGGGCUGUCCACAACUUCCCGUUCAGAAAGUUUGAACUCUUCUUUUGACAAAUAUGUCCAAGGGGAAACAUCACUGAAAGAAUUUAUGGAGCAGUACAGGGUAAUUCUCGAAGAUAGGUAUGAAGAGGAAGCUAAGGCAAAUUUUGAUGCAUGGCAUGAAACUCCAGAAUUGAAGUCUCCAUCGCCCUUUGAGAAACAAAUGUCACUAGUUUACACGCAUGAAGUUUUUAGGAAAUUCCAAGAUGAGGUUUUGGGAGCAGCAGCAUGUCAUCUUAAGAAAGAAAAUGAAAAUGAGACAACAACAACAUAUGCUGUUAAAGAUUUUGAGGAUAAUCAGAAUUAUAUAGUGGAAUGGAGUGAAUCAAAAUCAGACAUAUAUUGCUCGUGCAGAUCCUUUGAAUAUAAAGGUUAUCUCUGUAGGCAUGCUAUUGUUGUGCUCCAAAUGUCUGGUAUUUUCAGCAUCCCAUCCAAAUAUGUAUUGCAGCGAUGGACAAACGCCGCCAGGAGCAGGCAUUCAAUUGGUGAAAGACUGGAUGUUGUGCAGUGUAAGGUCCGCCGAUUUAAUGAUUUGUGUCGACGAGCCAUAAUACUAGGUGAAGAAGGUUCUCUAUCUCAAGAGAGUUACAAUAUAGCUCUGUGUGCCAUUAAGGAAGCAUUGAAGCAAUGUGCAAGUUUAAAUAACUCCGUUGAGAGUAAUGCAAGACCAAAUAACGGAGCAAUAUGUGGUGCCCACAACAUUGAUGAAGAGAAUCAAUGCAGCAAUGCACCUAACUACAAGGUUUCGGAUGCAAAAGUGACCACAGCAAACAAGGCCCCUAGGAGAGCUGGGGGGGCUGGGAAAGAGUCAUCAAGUAAUGAAAAUACUAAUGCAAGCAAGAAAGGAAAGGUACCUCAGCCAGAAGCUUUGACUAUUGGCACACAAGAUGGUUUUCACCAAAUGUUACAGAAUGUGGUGCCAGGGUCAGGGCUGGGGCCAAUGUCGAUGCCGGUGCCUACAGCAGCCCAGUUACAUGGUAUGGCACCAACAAUGUUCCAAAAUGUGGCAUCAGGACACUUCCAUAACGUGGCUUCCUCACAUCUGCAAGAGAAUCGACUUCCUCGCUAACUUGCAAAAGUUGAAAAGUUCUUCCUUUUGUAAAGAAUUGUCUUUUUGGUAGUGUUAUCUGCAAGAGAAUCGACUUCCUCGUUAACUUACGGAACUUGAAAAGCUCUCCCUUUUGUAAAGAAUGUUUUUUUAUGUGUUGCGUGCAUUGUUUGGGGGCCUUGUUUUCCACUCAAAUAUUGGAAACAUAGAAAGCAAACUCUGUUGUUGGUUUA